ACCGGAGCGCUCGGGAGAACUGGCCAACCUCCAGCCCUCACCCACGGCUGCCCUUAUCACUUUAAGAGCCGGAGUGUAUUUGGAAGGGCCGAAGCCAAGUCCCCACCGAGGUGUCGCGAGAAGCGCCCCAGCGGCUACUUCUCGCGAUGUUUGGAGGCGCGAAAGGCGGCCAUUUUGGGGUCCCCCCCGCUGGUUGUUCCGGCGCUGUCUCCCAGGCUGCGGCUGGGACCAAGGCUGGCCCCGCAGGAGGCCGGCCGGCCGACACUAUGUGGCGGCUCCGCUGCAAGGCCAAGGGUGGCACCCACGUUUUGCAGGGUCUUUCCAACCGGACCCGCUUACGGGAACUGCAGGGCCAAAUCGCCGCUAUCACCGGCAUCGCUCCUGGCAGUCAGCGAAUCCUCGUCGGCUACCCACCAGAGUGCCUGGAUCUCAGCGACCGGGACAUCACUCUCGGGGACCUGCCCAUCCAGUCAGGUGACAUGCUGAUUGUUGAAGAAGACCAAACCAGACCAAAAGCUUCACCUGCGUUUUCAAAACAUGGUGCUCCUAGUUAUGUCAGGGAAACUCUGCCUGUGCUUACCAGAACCGCAGUCCCAGCAGACAACUCUUGCCUCUUUACCAGUGUGUACUAUGUAGUUGAAGGAGGAGUCUUGAAUCCAGCUUGUGCCCCUGAGAUGAGACGCCUCAUAGCACAAAUUGUAGCCAGUGAUCCAGACUUGUAUAGUGAGGCAAUACUGGGAAAGACAAACGAAGAGUACUGUGAUUGGAUCAGAAGGGAUGAUACUUGGGGGGGAGCAAUUGAGAUAUCAAUCCUGUCCAAGUUUUAUCAAUGUGAAAUAUGUGUAGUAGAUACACAGACAGUCAGAAUUGAUCGUUUUGGGGAAGAUGCAGGCUAUACCAAAAGGGUUCUACUCAUCUACGAUGGCAUUCACUACGAUCCGCUUCAGCGAAACUUCCCUGAUCCGGAUACCCCUCCUCUGACCAUUUUCUCCUCAAAUGAUGAUAUUGUUCUCGUACAAGCACUGGAAUUAGCUGAUGAAGCUAGAAGAAAGAGACAGUUCACUGAUGUAAACCGCUUCACCCUGAGAUGCAUGCUGUGUCAGAAGGGCCUAACCGGACAAGCUGAAGCAAGGGACCAUGCCAGGGAGACAGGCCAUACCAACUUUGGAGAGGUGUGAUCUGUUCCGGAGAAUUGGAGCCUACUACCUCACAGAUCCAGAAGGCUCUGGGUUUUCCAAUAAGCUAUUCAUAACCCUACAGAAUAGAACACAAUGCUUGGACCAUCCUUUUAUCUUAAACCAGUAUGACUGACACUGAAAUUCCUUGUUAAGAUUAAAAUCAGUGUGCAAGUUUACAGAUGUGUGUCUACACUAGUGGCAUGCCCUCUUUCUACCGGGGUGUUGGAAUAGGUGGUUUUGGCCGCUUCUGAUGCUAACCCGAAGACUGGAUUGUAUUAUAAACCAGCACCCUGCGGCUUUAGCUUAUAAAAGAAAACAUAUUUUAGGUAAUAUGCAAAGCUUUGUGGAGGACCACUGGACAUAUACCACAGUGUCUCCAGUAGUUGAUUUCUUUUAAUAUUUGAAUGAGUUAGUUGUUUCUAAAUUCUGAAUUGAUUCAUCAAAUGAAGAUACUCAGAAUUGUCAAAACUUUUUAUAUUGCAAUUUGGUAGACUUUAUAAGUGUCUCUAACUACUUACAAGUACAUAAAAAGCAAUUUUACAGGGAUAAGUAUAUCCCUUGCGAAUGUUAUCUAAAACAGGAGUUAAUAUGGUCCUGUUGAGAUUUCUAGUGUAUAAAAGUAGAAUGUAUAAAAGGGGGAAAGGUGCCUGAAGCAGCUUACUGAAGCUUUAAAAGACUGUUGGCCUCGUGUUUUAAUGCAAUUCAUGUAUUGGUGUUUGUCACAUUAGAUAAUUUUUUUUAAAUGAUGCAGGGUAUGCCUUUUUAAUUGCUAAUUUAGCUUAAAAUUCAAGAAGUAUCUUGAAAACUUGAGAGUUUAGUUCUUUUGCUUUUUUACAUAUAAAUUUUUCUGGAGGGAUUUUAUUGCCUCAACUGUUUAGCUCAAAGCACUUCUUAACAAACAAGUCUUCCUCUAAAGUGUCAGUGGUAUGCUUUGGUUUCCUGAAAAUGUUUCCAUAGAUGACAUGAGCUAUGAGCUCUUAGAUAGUUCACAUUUCUGCAAGAUAGUACUUUGUUCAUCUGGGAUCCUUGACUUUCAGUUUUAAAUAAUUUAUUUGGUUUGUUUCACUUCCAAAAUAUGCAUACAAAGUUUUAAAAUCCUUGCCUUAUACAGCUCUCUUAUACAGAGUACUGCUACCUAGUGUCAGCUAUGUAGCCAUUUGCUUGAUGGAUUGAUCCUCAAGGCACAUGCUCUCAAAACUUAGCUUCACUAUAGAAUCUUCCAGGUAAAGUUUUCUACCUCUAAUUCUUCUAAAGAUCAGGGAUGCUAAGUUAUAAUUUGUUGUGUAUUCUGUCGCACGAUGCAAAGAGGCAGACUGUUGUGAAGUUUUGUUAUCUUGAUCUCAUUUAUUAAACAUCUCAGACAACCCUUGGUGUACUUUAAAGCACUUAUAUCUUACCAUGAUUCUUCUUAGCAAAUGCUUUAAAAUCCUUAGCCUUUUACAUGGUAAUGGUGACCAUGUCAAGUUAAGGAAUGUUAAAAUGAACAAUUUAGAAAGUUCCUUUAAGGACAAUUGAACAAUUCACAAAGUACGCUUCAGUCAUCAGAUGACAUUCUUUCUGAGUUGAGACAGGGUCUCCUAUGUGUUCUUUGCUGGCCUAGAGUUUGCUAUAUAGACCCAGUUCCUCCAACUCAAAGUGAUCCUUCUGCCUCUGCCUUUUGAGUGUUGAGAUUACAAGCAGGGCCACCAUACCUGGCCGGAUGACUUUUCUUGAGUACCCUUUGUGCACAUAGCCAGUCAGGCAAUGGCAUUAUUAUAGUCAUACAAAUUGAAAUCUUUUUCUUUUUUUAACUGAGCCUUAAAGAUAGUACUAGUGAUCUCAGGAUGCCAAGCAUUUUGCAUUCACGACAUGUAAAUGACUGUCACAAAAGUCUCUUUGUAUCUGUCAUCUGGCUUAGAUUUUUUUUAAAGUUUUUUAUUUCCUCUAUAAAAUAUUUAAUUUAUAGCUGUACAUUAAAAAUGUAACACUGGGAUAUUCAUCGUGUUUAUAAAGCUUGCCUUCCUUUACCACUUGAGCAUCCAAAUUUAAUAUCUCUAAAAUUUUGGAUCCAGAAGUUUGUUCAUACAACAAGUAUUUAUUGAAUAACUUACGUGUCAGGCAUGUUCUAUUUUUUGACAAUAAUUCCUGUCAAUUUAAAAUUGAGUCUAUACAAUGUACAGAGGAAUCGUUUAGUAAAUGUAAAGAAGUAGAAUGAGCACUGGUUUUCUUAAAACUCAAAUCUUUAUUCUAAGUGUUAUUUAUAUCUUGUUUAGAAUUUAUUUAUAUUUAGGGGAUUGUUUCUUUUUCUAUUUUAUCUUUUACUUGGUUUGUUGUGUUGCCAGGUAGAUACUUGAUAGUAAAAUGGCUUUCAAAAAGACAUUUUCAUCAUUUGCUGAUGAGAACUGGUUUGAGAGUAGUGUUUUUGUUGUGAAACAUUCCAGGUGAAGCAUUAUAUGCAAAUUGUUUAAUUAUUGAUUUCUGUUCAUUCCAAAUACAAGCUGUUAAGCCUCAUAGAAAAGUUUUAAAAGUUUUGGUUUAUAUUCCUCCUGUAUUUAUUAAGCUCUUGAAAUGAUUGUGAUGAAACUCAUUUUUAGAACUUUGAAAAAUCUGUGAAUUUAGUUGCAGCAAAGCUAAAAGAAACUUUGUCCUAAUGAAACCCUUUCUGUUCAGUUUUUGCCUGUCCUCCAAGAAUUUUUUAAUUAAAAUGAGACAAUUUACAUUAGUGGUAGAAUAAAAAUUAUGCUUUGCCCCUACUUCCCCAGUGUCCUCCCCACUCUUUUUUGGAUUAACGAUUCUGCAUGGUUUUAUAAAGAUAUCCUAGUCACAGCAGUAAUCCAAAUUAAUGUCCCUGGGAAUUCCGUGAUAUGACACCACAUCUUUUGCUAGUGAUUCAUGGUUGAUUUCUUAAAGCUCUCCAUGAAUAUGAAGUGAUCAUAAUCAAGUGGUUACUGGCCAACCUAACCUUGUUGUUAGGAACUAAUACCAUUAAUGCCAUUGAAUACCCAUUGAGUUCAAGUCCCAGAAAAGUCAGAAUCCCAAAUUAACAUUAUCCCUACCCAUGUGUGCCCCUAACUGCUCCUGCCUAACUUUGCCUAGCUUCCUUCAAGCUACCCUAGUUGAAUUUUCUGUCUUUGUGGAAAAAAUUACAAAAGGAUGUAUGUGAAAUUAAGCAACAAUGAUACAGACACACACAUGUUAUAUAUUAAAAAAAUCAGGUGACCUUAAAUUUACAUAUAUUAAAAAUUACAUUUUUCUUGUAUUGAAACAUCAUUUGCAGCACUUUAAAAAUUAGGGAAUAAAAGUUUACAUAGCUCUCUAGAAGAUCUUGAGGGCAAUAAAGUCCAACCCUGAGCUGCUAGCCAGCAGCUCUCAUAAGCUGUUGCCUUCAGUAUUUGCUGUGUCUUAGGAUACAGUCUAAUUUCACUCACUGUUAGGAGCGUGAGCUCUGCCCUAAUAUAAGCAAUGUUACUUCUGUAAUGUGAUUGUUGAAGAGUACAUUCAUCAAACCUUUGAUUGAUUUUAAGCAAGCUUAUUUUGGAGAGACUGAUUUUUGAGUAAGAUAUGCAAGCAGUAUUUGCAAACCUAAGGAAACACUUUAUUGAAUAAGCUAGUUUGUUACUCACAGUGCUAAGCAUCCAACCCCGGCUUUUUGCUGCUAGGGUAAGCGCUUGCUUAUUGAUCGGCAUUCCAGCCCCAGGAUGUUUUCUUAAUACCUAUUGUAAUGUGUCGGCACAUCCAACUCAAGGAAUAUAAGAUUGCCCUGGUUAUGGGAAAGGUUUGGUAUUUUGUUGCUGUUGUUUUGUUUUUUCAAAAAUUAGCAUUUUGUUUACAGUGCUUUGACUAUUUUAUUUGAAAAAGUAUUAUGUUUACUGAAUUAUGGGGUGUUUGUGUCUAGAUGCAUUUGAUUUAAGGGAGGGUGUUGGCCUUCCCAUGGCAUUUUAAAGUGAAAAGGACAAUUGCUCCUGAAAAGGAAAUGUAUGCAGCGUGAAUGUGAGCAUCUUCCGUACUACCCCUUGUCGCUUUCCUUUGAAACACUGGAACCUGUGUAUAGGAGUUUAAGUAUAGUGAAUGGGUGAUUUGGUUACCUUAUAGGUAAGGAGGCUGAGCAUCUCUACCAAGAUGACGACGUGGCAUGGCUCCAGAACGCGAGUAGAGUGUAACCCAUCAAUUAUUAAAAGACAGGGGCUGCCUGACAUUUGUGCCAUGCAAGGUGCCACAGGAAAUGCAUUUGUACCAAAUUAUUUGUUUUCUUUAAGAAUGCCUAGUAAGUACAUAGAGCUUGUCAAAGGGAUAAGAAUGAAAAAUAGUCUUAUCGAGGCAGAGUUCCUUAAAUAAGAAAAUCACCAGGAAAGCCUGAAACACAGGGCUCAGAACAUAAUUUCAAAGGAAUAAAAGGGGCCAAACAGAGUUGUUUUCUUGGCAUAUGAAAGUGUGUUGUUAGUGUUGUUUUCAAAAUGUUUCCUUGUCAUUUGCCAGCAAGUUUCCAAGGUCGAUGCACUGCUGCUCUCUGGGAGAUGUCUAACUUCAUUUUAUACAACUCAUGAUUUUGCCUUUGUUAUUAAGAUGCAUUCAUUUUAUUUAUGAUAUGUGAUUUUUCAAUAUCUAAAUGUAUGAAGUGACUUGUUUUAAAGGAAUAAAUGAAGUGAAAACAU
Rattus norvegicus (Norway rat) is the source of this 5809-nucleotide messenger RNA. RefSeq names its product YOD1 deubiquitinase (gene Yod1). Bases 147 to 1178 code for a protein of 343 amino acids. Gene Ontology annotation, molecular function: cysteine-type deubiquitinase activity. NCBI's taxonomy places the organism in Eukaryota, Metazoa, Chordata, Mammalia, Rodentia, Muridae. The transcript has 2 exons. Gene Ontology annotation, cellular component: cytoplasm. The record is from RefSeq and is marked validated.